This is a messenger RNA of Theobroma cacao (cacao), 695 nucleotides long. The record is from RefSeq and is a predicted model, not a curated record. Lineage: Eukaryota; Viridiplantae; Streptophyta; Magnoliopsida; Malvales; Malvaceae.
GUUAAGGUGCCAAGUGUAGAUAAACCUAGAUAUCGCACUCGUAAAGGGGAUAUUGCAACAAAUAUGUUAGGUGUAUGUACACCUGACAUGCAAUUUGUCUUUGUUCUUCCUGGUUGGGAAGGGUCUGUAGCUGAUAGCAGAGUUCUUCGAGAUGCACUAAAGAGAAGAAAUAGACUUAAAGUGCCUCAUGGUUGUUACUAUCUAGUUGAUGCGGGCUAUACAAAUUGUGAAGGCUUUCUUGCACCUUUUAGGGGUCAACGAUACCAUUUGAAUGAAUGGCGUCAAGGCCAUGAACCAAGCAGUCCUGAAGAAUUUUUUAAUAUGAAACAUGCUGCUGCUCGCAAUGUUAUAGAAAUAUGUUUUGGAUUAUUAAAAAUGAGGUGGGGUAUCCUUAGGAGUCCAUCAUUUUAUCCGAUUAGGAUACAUAAUCAGAUUAUUAUAGCUUGUUGUUUGCUUCAUAAUUUCAUUAGGAGGGAGAUGAGUUUUGACCCUAUUGAAGUGGAUUUAGGAGAAUAUGUUGAAACCAACACAGCAGUUGAUGAGAAUUUUAUAAGUACUAUUGAUCCUACUGAUAUUUGGGGUAAUUUGAGAAUGGAAUUAGCAAAUCAAAUGUUCAAUGAAUGGCAAACAUCUAGGCAAAAUGAUGAUUGACAUUUGUUAGGCAUAUUGAUACUGAAGGACUGUUGCUGGGUUUC